Puccinia graminis f. sp. tritici CRL 75-36-700-3 is the source of this 1548-nucleotide messenger RNA. RefSeq lists its product as uncharacterized. The transcript has a single exon. The record is from RefSeq and is a predicted model, not a curated record. NCBI's taxonomy places the organism in Eukaryota, Fungi, Basidiomycota, Pucciniomycetes, Pucciniales, Pucciniaceae. The coding region runs from base 1 to 1548 and encodes 515 amino acids.
AUGAAGAUGCUUCUUACUUUACAUUUUGGGUUUCUCUUGACCAAAUCAACGACCUUACUGAUACCACCAGGUCCGCCUCAAGGAGUCAAAGUGCCUGCAACUGUUGAAGUCCAGAAUUUGUUUGAUUUGAACAAGCCCGCCGCUGGUGAACACCAUUUUUUUGAUUUGAACGAUCCUGCUGUGAGUGAACACGAAUUCCUCGAUCUGAACGAGUCCACCAGGGAUGAACCUUCACUGGCGACUAUUUCAGCGGCUACCUGCGCCGUAAACCAUCAUCCAGUUCGCGUCAUGAAUCCACAAUACAGCGAAGAAGAACCAGCACCCUGGCUUUCUCCUCAGGAGCGCUUUGCCACUGUGAUAAAUACUCAACCUACCGAUCCAAAGCACACAGGGAAUAACUUACUAUGGAACAAAGUCCAGAACCAAUCAUCAAUCCACCAAGGGCUCCCUACAUCCCAGCCAACGUCGCACGAUUUCGGAUCAAGUACCACAUGUCAGAAUGAUCUCAACGAUGCAAGAAAACCGCAAAAAGACAAGCAAAAAAUAGAUGAUUCAAGUUGUAUGGCGCGAUAUGAAAUCCCCAUGAGCCAAGAAAGAGAAAAUAGAACACCACCCAAGUCACUCAAUGUCAUUGUUGACAAUUGGGAGUACGUAAAGGCCUCAUCACCUCCUAAAUAUGGGCUUGGUAAAAACAUCCAUCAAAGAAAAGCCUUAACAGGGUUCCACCAAAGCAAAUUGCUUUUAAGCCUGCUAAACGAUUUGAACCAAUUGACGCAUGCGAAAUUGGACGGUUUCAAGUUCUGCAUAACAAGGGAAAACGCACCCGAUAUCCUUCACGUUUAUCUCGGUUGGAAAUUACCUUACCCCGGAGGUAUUUCCAGAGGAACAAGAAGGGGAGCACUUUGGAAGAUUGCGUUGAGUGUGUCCAAUGAGAUCCUAGGAAUGGGUACCCGCCAUACCUUCACGCAUGAAAUCAUAGGGCCAUUAAGACAGAAGCUUACAAAAUACGUAAUAAACUCCAUCACAGACGACCAUCCCGAAAUCAAUCUAACACAGGCACAGCUUGGAUCGGCCCUUCAAUAUGUGACAAACAUAACCAAAGUGGUGCCAUUCCUGAUCAUCACUCAUCAUACAUUAUUCAAUGAGCAUAAAUCUCAAAGACUAGAUGAUAACUUGGUUGAAAAUAUCCUAGCUUUUGUCAAGAGGUUCUGGGAAGACACUCAGAACGCAACAUCUGAAUUGAGGCAAAAUCAUUCUUGGUCGCGGAUCAACGCAGUUAUAUUGAAAUCUGAGGAUAUCACCAGAAGCCACAGAGAAUAUAGAUCAAGCAUGUCUGGAAUCACUUGGUAUAACAUGGCCUGGAAGAUUGCCUUCUUAUGGUUGAAAGAAAAUAAUCAAAAUCUUGAAGCAGGUUCAGAGCAAGAAACAUAUGACUCCAUUGUAAUGGAAUUAAUCAAUAGAAUCAUUUUUUAUGCAAAUUAUAGGGAUCCUCAGUCCUUCAUGCAGGAUUGGGGUGGCUCAUACACUUUGGAAAUUGAAAAAAGCUGA